AUGUCGACUCCCACAAAACGAAAGGUCCAUCGACGGAAGAGGCGACAUGCUCCACGCCGUGAUCGCGUUCAAAAGUCACAGUCAGGCUCCUCGGCAAAGGGCUCCAAAUCCUCCACCAAGUCCGGAAUCCUCCCUCCCUCGGAUGAUCCAUUAGAAGAGAACAUCUUUGAGCGUGAACCCAUGCCACAAGGAUAUGUGUUCGUUCCGAAGGGGAGUGUGUACAUCACCAGACACUGCCGCAGCAACACAAAGGAAUCGAAAAAAGUUGUCUUUGUUAUCUACCAAUGUCCACCCCCUUGUAUUGACAAAGAGCAGGACAAAGCAGCCAAGCGAACCCUGGGCAUACGAGUCCCAAGGGAGAUCCAUGAGAAUGUUUCAGAGCAAGAAGCCUUAACAUCUCAGAGGCGGUCCGAUGCAGUUGAUGCCCGCGACAGCAAGACCAUCAGUCGUGCACGAGAUCUCCUCCUCGAGGAGUUUCCGUUAAUGCCCCGUGAUUCACUCAAAGUGAUUCUAGACCAUGCGUUCCUCAAGGGCUCCGGCCGAGUAGGGCGCACCUCAAUGACGACAGAUAAACGAAAGGCCUCACUUGCUGUUGAGGCUCAUAUUCGACACAUGCAUACGCCGUACGAGUCAUUACUUGAUGAUGGGGUUGACCGGUCCGAUGCGCGUGAGAAGGUAUGGCCAAUUGUCAAAGCGAUCAAGAAGACUUGGGAGGGAAGUACGGAUGGGAACUUCGUGGACUUGACUUUACGUUGA
Molecule: messenger RNA, 756 nt
Organism: Penicillium angulare
Lineage: Eukaryota; Fungi; Ascomycota; Eurotiomycetes; Eurotiales; Aspergillaceae
Product: DUF2293 domain-containing protein
Exons: 3
Coding region: 1-756 (251 amino acids)
Source: RefSeq, a predicted model, not a curated record